UUUCUCCGUGUACAAUAAUAGUUAAGACAUUUUUUGUACUGUUAUGAUAGCACGAUGACAUAUGUUUUCUCUAGUAUUCUCUUUGGAUUUUUAUUAUAAGACACACGUGUUAAAGGAUAUUGAUUUGCUGUUUCUGUGAUGUAGUGUUUAUACUGAGGGACGUAGUAAAGAUUUAUCAAUUUAAAACAUAUAUUACUAACAAGGUCAAACAAUGGAAGUAUUCAAGGAGGGUAACGAAGAGACUUUUGAAAAAAGAUCAAGAAUCAAACAGAAUGUUCGUGUUGUGUCACCGUCUACGAAACAUAAACGCAUACUAUCAAGACAUCAUAAAAGUUCCCAUUAUCUGGACAAUCGCAUAUCGUCAGCUAUGAGUUCUGAUUCAAAUAAGAUUCCGCCGAAAAUAGACCAUCUAAGAAAAGAAAUUGCUCGGCGUGCAUCCACAGUGCCAAACUUUUUAGAUUGCUAUGACUUGAAAACAGUGUAUGAUGAGGCUAAUUUACGAAAAAAAUUCAGAGAAGUUGUUGGAAUUCGAAAUCACACGUCUCCAGCAGUGCAUCAACGCAUAGACCCCGGUGCGCAUUGGAAAAAUAUUUACAAACAGCUUAAUAUAUCUCAGUACGAAGUGGAGGAUACGUUGAAUGGAUUAACAGAAAAAGACGAAAAACAGUUCGUAGAAUAUAUGAAAAAGAAACAACAUGGUUCAUCGUCAGGUCUUUGGAAUAUGGCGGCAUGGUCUGUCUUUGAAUACAGGGCAUCAAGAGUGCACAAUAUAGACGAUUUGGCCAUGGCUAUAUUAUCUAAACAGAUGGCAAUAAAAAAGAUGAGAGAAAAAAUUUCACGAAAAUUAGAGUUACCAGUUGACAGAUUUAAGCGCAUUGCUCAACUUCGUCAAAAUGUAAGCUUUAUAGAACAAAAAUUUGAGAACAUGAAACAGAUAAGACCCAAGAAAACACAAUUAUUGAAAACAAUGCAUUUGUUUGAGCAAGCUGGUACCAGCAACAUGCCGUCCAGAUUCACCAAACCAGGAGAGGCAAAAGCUUUCUUCCGGAAAUUUGGAAGGAUUGUUUUAAUCGUGCUGAACUGGAUCUUUCUUAUUAUGGAUAGCAGUGAAAGUUCAAGGUUAGAAAGAGAAUUGAAAUCCUUUGUUGACAUAGCCCAAGAAGCGGUGAUUGCAAAGACAUCCCAAGCCAUGGCAGAACAAGGACUAUCAUUUGAUAAACAGGCAUACAAAGCAAAUAAAGAGAUAUCUUUAACACAAGAACAUAGAAAAACACUGACAACGAGGGCAAGCUUCAGGACACAAGAUAUGGUUAAACAAGUUAUGCAUGGCUUACAAGCUUUAAAAUCAUUGGCUGAUUAUCCUCUUCGGACACAAGAACGACUAUGUCAAGUUGCAUGGUAUCAAACACUUGGUCCCAAGAAAGUUAUAUUACGAGAAGGCCACAACGCAGAAUCAUUUUAUUUCAUUUUAGCUGGCACAGCUUUCGUGAAGAAGAUGGUCAGAAAUGAAAGAACCGGGGAAACAAAAGUGCAAGUGGCAGCCAGAUUGACCAAAGGACAAAGUUUUGGGUUUUCAUGGGAAGAUGGGGAAAUCGGUUUGAUAUUCAACACAAAAAGAACAGCAACAGUUGAAAGCACGACGCCAAUGGAAUUAUUAGUAAUCGGUAAAGAAGACUUCAAUGCUAUAUUCAUGAAAGCAGAUGACCAAGAUGAAGAAGCAGAACAUGUAAAAUUUUUAAGACAAGUUCCUAUUCUGUCACAAUGGCCAAUUGAAUGUUUGGUCAAUGAACCGGGAACAUGCGUUCUGCAUUAUUUCAAGCGAGGGAGUCUUAUUACACCAAAUGGUAAAACAAGCGAAUGGUUAUAUUGCGUGAAAUCAGGAACAUGUGAAGUGAUGAAGGAUUUGAAAGCAGCAAAAGCUCGGAAAGCUGGACAGAGCUAUAUUCAUCCAGAUCCCGUCAGUGAUAUUAUAUUACCUGAAUUAGGUAUGAGUGCAUCACCAAGGGUAGACACUGGAAUUGCUCAUAAACGAAAAUUUGUCAUGACUCCAGAAGUAUUUGAAGAAAUGUCAAAAUAUUAUGAAAAAUUGAAACAGACAUUAAAAGAAAGGAAGACAGGUGAUCAGGAAGAAGAAAGAGAUCGGAAAAUAAAACAGAAAAAUGAGACGAAAAAGAAAGAACAAGCGGCAGCUUUACCUAAACUUGAGCUAAAUAAUCAAUUAACUUGCAUAAAAGACGAAACUGACAACAAUGGUACAACAUAUAUCACUUCUGUUAAGAAUAGUGAUGUUCUAGUUAUGCCUCCAGUACAUUCAACGCAUCAUGGUUCUAAAGGAAUUUCUGCUAGCACGUUCAAUGACCGAAUGAUAUCUUUGUUGAAGAUGAAACCACACUACAUGUUUCCAACAGCAUCAAUGAUUGAAAAGGAGGCUCCCUUGAAGAAAAAUGUUCCAGAAUCAGAAGAAAUUUGCACAGUCAGAAAGAAUUCUGUAUUUGUACAUGUACAGUUACUUCAAGCUAAAGAUGUAUUUGGACUGAAUACCUUAUCAGGGUGGAGUUCAGAUGACGUUGAAGAUUUGGUAAAUGAAGCGCCACCUUUAUGUUUGGUAAGCCGAGGUGCUGAGAUAGUAAUGCUCUCGAAGAAAGUUUUCUUGAAAUACGCCAAUGACAGAUUUCGCAGGACUCUCAGAGAGGAACUAAGGCCGUACCCAACGGAAUCAAAGUUACAAGAUAAAUUUCAGACUAAGGUGGACUGGGACAAAUAUAAAAGUACACUUUUAGAAGACGUUCUAAAGCAACAAUGUAGUCUUAAAUAUGCAACAGGAUUAGUUUAGAUACAAGUAUACUUGCCAUUUAUACUUUAGAUAAAUAAGGUACAUGUAUACUUUGAAGCUCGACAUGAUCAAAUUCCAUCUGCAAUUUGACUCUCCAUUUCACAUUACAUUUACUCCUGAAGAUCAGUGAAAUUUGAUAUCAUCAAAAAGAUUUGUUUGAUUUUACUUGUAUGUUUUGCCAAUGCAGGAAAUAUAGGUUGUUGUAAUAGUGUCUGACAGUAAAAACAUCCAAUAUAUUUUCACAAUAAGUACAUUUACUAAAUCAAAACUUUGUUAUCUUAUUUAUACAAGUAUCAUGAUGCUAACAAUUUAACUAUCUUAUUGUAUCAAUUGUCGUUGAUUGUGAGAAUGUUGUAGAUAAUAAUUUUGUGUUUAUCAGUAAAAUCAAACGUUUUUAUAAAGAA
Mytilus californianus (California mussel) is the source of this 3237-nucleotide messenger RNA. Its product is annotated as cyclic nucleotide-binding domain-containing protein 2-like. The record is from RefSeq and is a predicted model, not a curated record. The coding region runs from base 212 to 2833 and encodes 873 amino acids. NCBI's taxonomy places the organism in Eukaryota, Metazoa, Mollusca, Bivalvia, Mytilida, Mytilidae. The transcript is spliced from 18 exons.